Molecule: messenger RNA, 444 nt
Organism: Plasmodium cynomolgi strain B
Lineage: Eukaryota; Apicomplexa; Aconoidasida; Haemosporida; Plasmodiidae
Product: heat shock protein
Exons: 2
Source: RefSeq, a predicted model, not a curated record
AUGAGUUGCUUGUGUGCCGGCUGUUCUGACAAGGGAGAAGUGAAGUUGGUCCCCGACCACAGGAUGGAAAUCAAGGAGAAGCCCUCGAUCCCCAAGAAGAAGAACACGCUAGUCAGCCCGAACACCAUCCUAGAAAUAGAGCCGGACAAAAACUUAAAAAAGCAGAUUACCUUCAGACCCAAGGUCGAUAUCAUGUACGACUCUGAGAAGUGCCAAGCCAUCCUGGUGUUGGACAUUCCGGGGUUUAAGAUUGAAGACAUCGACGUGGAAAUCGGAGAGGGAAUGCUCACUGUUUCUGGACCCAGAUCACAGACGGAGCUAUUCGAAACCUAUGGAGAUAACUUAAUCCUGCAUGCGAAGGAGCGGGAGGUGGGUUACUUCAAAAGGAUCUUCAAGCUUCCCCACAACAUCCUCGAUGACACGGCGCAAGCCCUUUACAAGAAU